Messenger RNA from Myotis davidii, 713 nucleotides. Its product is annotated as ATP-binding cassette sub-family A member 3-like. The coding region runs from base 165 to 653 and encodes 162 amino acids. Lineage: Eukaryota; Metazoa; Chordata; Mammalia; Chiroptera; Vespertilionidae. The transcript is spliced from 3 exons. The record is from RefSeq and is a predicted model, not a curated record.
GAGUAGUACAAGAAAGUCCAGGAAAGACUAGUAUUGUCUAGUGUUAAAUUAGAAGAAUAUAAUAGAACUAUUCAUUGGCAUUUAAUGUGUACUCUUAACACUAUCUUUUGUUCCUCUUCUAGAGAAGGCAUUACAUUAAUUUAUUAUUUGAAGUCCUAACAGCAAUGGUGUUUCCAAUGUUGAUUUUGCUAUUCCGUUCACUUACUACUAUACAUGUUGCUGGACCUCAAUAUUUUAAACCUCUACACAUCAGUGGUUUGCCUUCUUUCCUCCAAAAUCCUCAAGAGUGGGAAUUGAUUUACGUGCCUUCUAAUAUUAAUGUGGUAAAAGAGAUCAUUGAGAACAUGAAGAUGAAUUUAAACAUCAGUAUAAAAGUUAAAGGCUUUUAUUCAGAAGGUGAGUUUGAGAAGUAUGUGAAGUAUGACUAUAAAUCUCAAAAAGUGCUGGCUGCCAUUGUUUUUGACCAUGACUUCAAAAACAUCAAUGACUCUCUGCCACUUCAGGUAAAAUACCAUCUGCGUUUUGUUAGGAUACAAAGGACUAUCCAACGUCCAAGCCCGUCAGGCUGGAAAACAUCCUUACUCUUUCCUAUUUACCCCUCUUCAGGACCCAGGAACCCAAGAGACCAUGACGGAGGGAGUCCUGGUGAGUAGAUAUUUAAGCAAAUUUAUUUUAUUAUCCCAGUUGAUACUAGCAUAUACAUAUAUAUAUAC